CGCCGGUGUGGUUGAGGAGCGCGGGCGGGGUCUAUGGUGGCUCCGUGGGCCGCUCUGCUGGCUGGUGCUUUUGUAGCAGGGCAGGCAGUGUUCCAUGGCAGGGAACUUCUGGCAGAGCUCCCACUAUUUGCAGUGGAUUUUGGAUAAACAAGAUCUGUUGAAAGAGCGCCAGAAGGACUUAAAGUUUCUCUCAGAAGAAGAGUAUUGGAAAUUACAAAUAUUUUUUACAAAUGUUAUCCAAGCAUUGGGUGAACAUCUUAAAUUAAGACAACAGGUUAUUGCUACUGCUACAGUCUAUUUCAAGAGGUUCUAUGCCAGGUAUUCUCUGAAAAGUAUAGAUCCUGUAUUAAUGGCUCCUACGUGUGUGUUUCUGGCAUCCAAAGUAGAGGAAUUUGGUGUAGUCUCAAAUACAAGAUUGAUCGCUGCUACUACUUCUGUAUUGAAAACUAGAUUUUCCUAUGCCUUUCCAAAGGAAUUUCCUUACAGGAUGAAUCAUAUACUAGAAUGUGAAUUUUACCUUUUAGAAUUAAUGGACUGUUGCUUGAUAGUGUAUCAUCCUUAUAGACCUUUGCUGCAGUAUGUGCAGGACAUGGGCCAAGAAGACGUGUUGCUCCCCCUUGCAUGGAGAAUAGUGAAUGAUACCUACAGGACGGAUCUUUGUCUGCUGUACCCUCCUUUCAUGAUAGCGUUAGCUUGCCUACAUGUAGCCUGUGUUGUACAACAGAAAGAUGCUAGGCAAUGGUUUGCAGAACUUUCUGUGGAUAUGGAGAAGAUUUUGGAAAUAAUCAGGGUUAUUUUAAAACUAUAUGAGCAGUGGAAGAAUUUUGAUGAGAGAAAGGAGAUGGCAACUAUUCUUAGUAAGAUGCCAAAACCCAAACCACCCCCUAACAGAAGCUCCCUGAGUGAUUCUCCACUAAUGGCAGGGCCUGAAGCUGCAAGAUGAUGGUGGACAAGAUAAGGCAAUCUCCUAUUGUCACAGUUACUGUGAAGGAGAGCAGGGUCCAAAUGGAAGUCAGAACUCUAGCUACAGCCAAUCUUAAAACACCCUGAAGAAGCCUGUAGAGGACCACUUGGAAGUAAAGCCUUGGACAGUUUGAGUAAACUCUUCAUUGGAAAGCAGAUGCAAUUGAAUAGCUUGUUCCUGUCAAGCAUAUUGGGAAUUGACUUAAUUUUUUCCAAAUAAGUUUACCUUACUUAAUUUGAUUCUAGUGUAUAAUUUAUUAAAUCUUAAUUAUAAAAUUUAACAAAGCUCUGAGGGGACCUAUUUUAGACAUACACAGACAUUUCAGAGUUAACUUCUCUCACACAGAAAUAAAUAUACACACACUAUUAUUUGAUUAGGAUAAUUGAAGACUUUUUUUUUAUUAAUAAUACCAUUUUGUUUUGUUUGUCGAGACAGGGUUUCCCUCUGUAGCUUUGGAGCCUUCCCUGGAACUCACUCUGUAGGCUAGGCUGGCCUCAAACUCACAGAGAUCUGCCUACCUCUGUAAUAGCUUUUGUUAAAUUAAGGCAGGAAACAUGAAAUGUCAUUUGUUUAAAAUUCUCUUUGGACAUCAAGGGACCAAAACAGGACAUAAAAAGUCAGUAAGAACCCCCCCACUCUCUCCAGUUUGAGGGAGAUUAAAUGAGAACUUACUGAUUUUUAAAUUAUAUUUUAUUCAGUACUUUUUCUGUCAUCACAGAAGAUCUUAGCCCGGCCUGUUAGAAAAGUGCAAUAUGUAUAGUAUAUGUUGACAUUUUAAAAGUUAUAUUGACUUACUAGCUGUUUUGAAAUGCUGGGAAACCUGAAAGAAAAAGUUACUUGCUAUUAUUUCAGAGUUAAUAAGCAUUUUAAAAGUUUAGUUUGCUUAAAAGAUGAAGUUGAAAUUUGGUGAGGUUUUAUUGUUAAUCUGUCCUAAACAUUUUUAUGAUAUACAUACACGCUAGUCUAAUUUUAUGUCUUAGUGAGAACUGACACAUGGGCAGCUAAUGUUCUGAGUCAAGAACCUCGUCAGGUUUCAGGCCAGUAUGGUACUGGCUGUUACUCAUUUUCGUGAGUGUAGACUUUAGAACAGAUGCUACAUCUGUAGAACUGGUAUCUCUGAAACUUCAUAAAUUACUCAUUUUCUUCAGACUUGAAGGAAGAAUGACAUAUAAAACUCGGAGGAAUGGGAUAUUAAUGUGUAGUUUUGCACUCCUAAAAGUUAAUCAUGAAAAAAGUUACUAAGCAUUGACCUCCUAGUUAAACCUGGAAGAAUAAAGAUUUAAGUUUUUCAGCUGUA
This is a messenger RNA of Phodopus roborovskii (desert hamster), 2261 nucleotides long. RefSeq names its product cyclin C (gene Ccnc). The record is from RefSeq and is a predicted model, not a curated record. Gene Ontology annotation, molecular function: cyclin-dependent protein serine/threonine kinase regulator activity. Gene Ontology annotation, cellular component: nucleus; mediator complex. The coding region runs from base 95 to 943 and encodes 282 amino acids. The transcript is spliced from 13 exons. Lineage: Eukaryota; Metazoa; Chordata; Mammalia; Rodentia; Cricetidae. Gene Ontology annotation, biological process: positive regulation of transcription by RNA polymerase II.